Chenopodium quinoa (quinoa) is the source of this 1630-nucleotide messenger RNA. RefSeq lists its product as uncharacterized. The coding region runs from base 337 to 1323 and encodes 328 amino acids. The record is from RefSeq and is a predicted model, not a curated record. NCBI's taxonomy places the organism in Eukaryota, Viridiplantae, Streptophyta, Magnoliopsida, Caryophyllales, Amaranthaceae. The transcript is spliced from 7 exons.
GGGUAAAGGGUCGUUAACCAAAGUUUUGUAUUCCCGUUUUAGUACAGUUAGGGUUUGCAAUUGUCUGUAGAUGAAUUCAAUUGACGACGAUUGAAUUAAAAAAACUAAUCCGACUGGAUUCAUUUUGUGAAGAAUUCGAAUCAGCAACAUCAAAUGGUUCUUCAAGCUAUCGAAGUCAUGUUGAUGCAAGUACUCGACACUUUAUACUUCAUCCCAGUGAUGUUUAAUUGUGCCAAAAUCUAGUUUCUUUACUUGUUGAAAUAUAAUUUAUGAAUGUGUUGAUAAUUCUGUGGUGAAGGGUCAAACAUCAAUUUAUUAGGUGUUGUUACAUCUGGGAUGAAUGAUCAAGCAUCAAAUUUUCCUGAUCUGUUUAAGGAUGAUAAUUUGAGCGCUGGAGGCGUUGUCAAGGCCAAAGGCCAAGUUCUUAUGGAACUUGGUAAGUCUGAAAGGAGGGCACCCAAUAUGAACUGUCGUAUUGAAAGUUUUGGGAGGAUUUGUCAAUCAUUUGAUGAGCAACGACAACGUUGGGUUAGGGAAAUGGGGUUUGGAUCUUUGUUAAAUCUUGUUGACGUGCACCUACCUAGGCAGUUGGCCUAUUGGUUAAUGACACGCAUUGAUCCAUUUGGUAAGGUGUUAAGGAGUCCGGAUGGAAGGCUUCUUAAGCUCUUUACUAAUCAAGUUCAUUGGGUUUUGGGAAUUCCUAAUGGUGGUAAGGAAAUACCAACGUGGAAAAACAUUACGAAAGAAAUGAAGGAAAAAGUUCAGUGGAUUCAAUUAAAAUACAGGAAAUCUUGGGAGACAAGAGUAAUAAAAGUGGGUAGGGUAUACACUUUAAAUGGGAUUCCAGUGAAUUCAACUAUACUAGAUAGGUUAGAAGGUUCUUGGCAAGAUGAUGAUGAGGAGGAGUUCAAGACUGUAUUCCUUUUAGUUGUUUUGGAGAUGGUGCUAUGUCCAACGCACUCUCCUAGGCUUGCCUCUGAUCUUAUCCCUACAUUGUCUUGUGCAAUGGUCACGAUGGAGUAUGAUGGGUGCGAACUGGUGUUGGUGAAGUUGCUGGACAGUGUGGUCUCAUUUGCUCGCCGGUUUUACCGUAAAGGGUAUGCUGGAGGUUGUGGCGGAUGUCUAAUAUUCAUUGUGAUUUUAUACUUGGACGGAUUGCGUAGAGAUCCCUUGAGGCGGGGCAUUUUCCCGAGAGUCAAGGUGUGGGACAUGAAACAUAUUUGGAUAGCCAGCAAGGAAGAUCGGUUGGAAACCGGUGGAGAUUUUGGCAAACUAGGGUUGUUGGAUGUUGCAUAUGGUGAGGGUCAUCCGAAGGAAGCCUGAGACACUAAAGGACCUGUUUGUAGAUUGCAUGAUGCUGCUGAUUGUUAUGUGCCAUACAAUACCAAACGGCGGCCACGACGCGGUCCCCCCAAAAAAAGUGUGCACCAGCCAAACGUGGUGUAUUACAAAACCAAAGCAAAUAACAAAGCUCAUGACUUAGAGGACUCCAGACCUGUGAAGAGGAAAAAGAACCAAAUAUUCAACCCUAUCAUUGUUUCUGAGUUACUGUUUGAGACCAUUCAAAAUGGCCCAUUGUCUAGUAUGGCAGGGGGAGUAAAUUAUGGACCUCACUGGAAUGACUUUCAAA